UGCUUUUAAUGCCAGCUUCACUGUACCCUACUAUUCAGUAAUCAGUUGUGCUUUGUUUAUUUUGUACAUUUAUAUUCUUUCCCUAAUAAACUUUAACUUUCUGCUGAACUGGAAGUAUUCAAAGCUUCCUAAUCAUUUGCUGCACUCAUUUAAUUGGCGGCAAAAGUCACGUUAAAUUGAAAGUUUUGUAUUUUAUUAAUUGCUUAUAAGGACUGACUGGACUGCCCACUGAAUAUUCGUAUCUAGUACAAUAAUAAUUUUGACAAGUAUUUUAUUAUGGACAGAUUUGAAUAUGCAGAUUCAAAAUUGUCACCUGGUGAAAUUGAAAAUGUUGAAGAAAGAGGCGUUAAACUAUAUGAUGGCGAUCAUAAGACAUCCUUUGAGAGAGGCGAUGUUGUCGUGACCAGCCACAGGUUAUUGUGGGGUCAAGCAGGAGACAUUGCUCAAGGUUUGACGUGUUUGUCACUGUCUCUCAAACUGAUUGUUUUCGUUGAGGAAGAAUCAUCUAGUGGAUUUGGAUUUUCAAAAUCAAAGAAAGUGGUACUACAUUUGACAGAAGCUCCUAAAGAUAAAAAUUUAGGUCCAGUAAUCAAGAGUCUUUACGAUUAUGUAAAAUUAUCAUUUAAAGAAGGACUUCGAGAAGACUUCGUACAGAUAUUACAAGAUAAUAUUCAGAAGAAAAGAUGGGAGCAAAAUCCAGUGCAACCUCAGAGCCAAGUUGGAGUGCAAAAUAGGACAAUAAAGCUGCGGACUGGAAUUGUUGGAAUUGAAAGAAGUAUCCAAGAAAAACACAAGGCCACUGAUAAGAGUAUCUCGGCAGCAUUCCAGGACCUGAGCAAGCUGAUGACGAUGGCCAAAGAUAUGGUGCAACUGUCUAAGAACAUUUCGGAUAAAAUUAGGCUCAAGCAUGGCUGUUACGGUUCUGGAUUGUGGCUGAUAGAGGGAUUGGCACCCUCCUAA
This is a messenger RNA of Homalodisca vitripennis (glassy-winged sharpshooter), 960 nucleotides long. RefSeq names its product vacuolar protein-sorting-associated protein 36 (gene Vps36). Gene Ontology annotation, molecular function: ubiquitin binding; phosphatidylinositol-3-phosphate binding. Gene Ontology annotation, biological process: protein transport to vacuole involved in ubiquitin-dependent protein catabolic process via the multivesicular body sorting pathway. The coding region runs from base 277 to 960 and encodes 227 amino acids. Gene Ontology annotation, cellular component: ESCRT II complex; late endosome membrane. The transcript has 5 exons. The record is from RefSeq and is a predicted model, not a curated record. Lineage: Eukaryota; Metazoa; Arthropoda; Insecta; Hemiptera; Cicadellidae.